AUGUCAUUUGGCCCCACUAAUUUAACACAGUUUCCAGCUAUGUUAGCAACCGCACAAACUGGAGGUCCGACCGCGUUUGUUGCAAUUAACAACAUGUUUCCUGCCUCUCCAUCUUCGUUGCCAAAUUCUCCAGGAACAAUAUUGUCAAUGCCAACAAAUAUGAUGCCUUCAAAUAUUAGUUCAACGCAAACGUUAAACCCAGGAUCAUUUCUACUGCCACCUAGUAACUUCCCUCCAAAUCCGGCAAACCUUACAUGUACAGUUCCGCUUUCGAGUCCACCACAACUUCAGACACCGAUUCUUCCAUUCUUCGCACCUACUUCUGGUAAUCUUAUGUCAUCCAACUCUUCAUCUCUAUCUAUGCCAUCACCAUUCGGUACUCCCAUGUCUCAUUUUGUUCAUCCAGGACAUAGUAAUUCACUUUCCACGUUUUCUUCAUCUGUGUCUACAUCUGGGAACCCAUCUACACUGCCUGUACCUUUAUUUCCAUCUAAUAAUCAGAUAUCAUCUGGCAUCUUGUCUUCUCAACCAAUGAUGCUACCUACACUUCCUGUAGCAUUUAGUAAUCAAGCUCAAACGAACUCUGUCAGUGUCUUACCUAUUCCCAUAGGAAUACCUCAAUCCCUGCCAUCUAACUCAAUAACGGAGACAACAAAUUCUUUUCUCGUAUCAUCCUCCAACUAUACAACACCAAUUUACACAGCAACCUUAUUUCCUUUAAAUAAUCCUACUAUUUUACCGAUGACAACAGUUGCCACUCUGUCUUCCAAUCCAAAUGCAACCACUUAUCUCCCAUCAGUCAAUGGUGAUCAUGCUUCGACAUUAUCGUUCAGAAAUGAAAAACCUCUUGUUUCAGUCCCUCCAAAAGUUGGUAAUGUUAGAAAUCUACAGGCUUUAGAAGCAGUUGACUUUCAUCGAGAUGCCAUUUUGGAUGCUAUUGAUAAGUUGCGUGAACGAAAAGCUCGACCUGAUUUUGAACGUAUCUCUUGUCUCUUAAAAAGACAUCAAAACAUAAAUUCAGAACAAACUCAUUUAUGCCUUCAACGUCUUGCUGAUGCUGGAGCAGUUGUAUGCGUCGAUUACAAAGGUAAUUUAAGCUAUCGGAAUCCAUCAAAAUGGCGUAAAACGGCAGCGACUUCCGGUACUGGUAAUACUAAUUUGCCUAGUGUAAGUCAUAAACUAGUUGAUGCUAUUCGUAGUCUCAUGGAAAGUAAUUUGUCAAGUCAAUCAACACAGUCAUGUACUAAUUUAAUCCCAUUUUCACAACCAGGACCAAAUGGUGGUUACAGUCUUUUUCAAGUUGAACGAGCUUUACAAUUUUUAAGUGAUUUAAAUGGUUCACCUAAAUCAAUACCGGAGUUAACCGGAGCAACUCUUCGUGUCUGUCUCGAUCGUGAAGCUACUCAUGGGAAACUGGCUAAAACAUCAGAUGGACGUUAUAUAUUAGACGAGACAGGAGAACAUAAAAAGGCCUAUAUGAAUAAUAGUAAUAUGCAUACACCACUAUUGUCUAAUAAAAAGCUACUUCCACCAAAUACUUCAUCCGGUGCUUACCAAACCUCCAAUGGAUCAUGCACUAAAGUGACUAGCAAAUCCGGACCAACUGACCGUAAUAUUACACCUACACGACUUCAUCCUCUAGCAGCUAAACAAACUCCUAAUACCACUAAUGGAAAACCUGUAAAUUUAUCGCUUACACCUAAUUUUUCAAUGCCUCCAUUGAGUUCCGGUAGAAGGGGACGUCCGCCGGGUUCAAAAGCUAAGAAAAUUUCUAGUGAGAUAAGUUCAUGUGAAAAAAAAAUAAGAGUUGAAAAUUCUUCGACUGCAUACGGAAACACAACUAUUCCAGGUGGAGUAGAUUCCAAUACAUGUAAUGGAUUAAAUAAUUCUUCCUUAUAUAUAUCUGAUACAAAUUCAAGUAACCUAGUUCCAACAUCAUGUUUUACUUCGCAUACAACAAAUGAACUUCCAUUCUCUUCAACAAUUUCAGUUCUACCUUCUAGUUCUUUUAUCACUGUAAUUGCUUCUUCCAGCAGUAAUUGUCCAAAUAUCUUACCUGGAACUAUUCUACCUACCCAUUUUUCUGCAGCAUCAAGUAUACCUAUCGAUUCUUCUCUUAUGACGACUAUUUCAUCUCCGUUUUUGUCUUUUCCAUUAUCUCAAAGCUUAUCGUUACCACCGUUGUUUUCUAAUACAUCGAAUUUAUCGCAUGAUUUUACCAAUCCUCAGUUAACUAUGCCUUUAAAACCUGAUAAUGUAUUAACACCUGAUUCAUUCAUGUCUGACACGAACUGUGAUACAGUCGACAAACAGGAAGAGAAAGAUGGUCCUAUUUGUUAUUGUUGUGGUGGUCCACCAACAUGUGAAGAAGCCUUUCUUUUAUGUAAGGACUGUGGCCUUAACGCUCACCCAACCUGUUUAGAUUAUUGGCCAGAAUUAACAGAACGUGCACGUCAAUCUCCAUGGCAGUGUUCAGAUUGUAAAACUUGUACAGUUUGUAAUAGUAGUGAAUACAAAAGUGACUUAAUUAUCUGUGAUGCAUGUGACAAAGGCUUUCAUAUUGAGUGUCAUCGACCGAAGCUUGAAGAGUCUAUAGAUCGUAGUCUUCCUUGGGUUUGUGCAAAUUGUCAGGAUGAAGGUUAUCGUGUAGCUAUUGGUACACUACCAUCUAGUAUUAAUAAUCAAAAUUAUUUGUCACCUAACAAAACUGAAGAAUGUAAUGAUGAUCUUAUGAAAACCCCGUUGAAAGAAAUUAAUUCGUCUUAUGAAUAUAUUAAAACUGAAUCAAAACAGGAAAUAGAUGAGUCCGGUAUGGAAGAAAAUGUUAUUAAAUCUGUUGAAUCUUCACCACAUUCCACAGUUGGCCAGAAUUUCACAACGACUACUUCCACUACAAUUUGUAAAGAAAAUUUUCCAGCGGAUAUAAAUUCCACAGAUCAUUCGUCGAUUGCAUUGACACCAACUAAAAGUUGUUAUUCUACAUCGCCUAAAUUAAAUGAAUCAAAUAAUAGUAAUAAUAAUAGUACUACUAUUUCUACAAAUAAUAAUAAUAGUACUACAUGUGAAAUAAAUUCUGUCCAGUUAGAUAGCGAUUGUCUGCAUGAAAACAAAUCUUCUAUAUCAAUACAAGAUGCUGCAGACAAUGACAAUAAAACAUCACCAAUUUUGUCUAAUUCUACAUCAGAUCUUCAUCUUAAAUCAUGUUUAGAAGAUAAUAAUAAUAAUAACACUAGCAAUAUUAAAGAAAUUAAAAAUGAAAUUGAAAAUACUAGUGAAUCGAAUAUAAUUAUAAAUGGUGAAAAUCAAGAAAUAUCAUCAAAUACUAAUCGUCCAACAGAUGUAAGUAUGUGGUCAGUUGAUCAUGUUCAACAAUGGUUAUUAGAAGAAGGCUUUCCACGUGAAGCUGAAGCAUUUUAUCAACAAGAAAUUGAUGGUACUUGUUUGUUAUUAAUGAAGCGUAUGGAUGUGCUAACGGAACUUGGGAUUAAAUUAGGUCCAGCAGUUAAGAUUUAUGAAAGAAUAAAACGUUUUCAAUCACAAUGUGGUUCACCAACCUAG
Messenger RNA from Schistosoma mattheei, 3558 nucleotides. Lineage: Eukaryota; Metazoa; Platyhelminthes; Trematoda; Strigeidida; Schistosomatidae. The record is from the annotation of a GenBank genome assembly.